This is a messenger RNA of Oryza brachyantha (malo sina), 1188 nucleotides long. Its product is annotated as plastid division protein PDV1-like. Gene Ontology annotation, biological process: chloroplast fission. The record is from RefSeq and is a predicted model, not a curated record. The transcript is spliced from 2 exons. NCBI's taxonomy places the organism in Eukaryota, Viridiplantae, Streptophyta, Magnoliopsida, Poales, Poaceae. Bases 89 to 922 code for a protein of 277 amino acids.
AAAAAAAAGAGCCUCUCCGCCUAUCGUGCGCAGGUGUGGCUUCUCCCUCUCCCCAUCGCCGACGAGCCCAUUCCCUCCCUGGCAUGAGAUGAGAACGUGGUUGCCGUCGUCGUCGUCGGCGGCGGAGGCGGAAGCCGGGAGGCUGCAGGACCGCAUCUGGGACCUCCACGACAAGCUCAGCCACGCCAUCGCCUCCCUCACCGCCUGCGCCCGCCGCGGGGGCGCAGCCGAGGCCGGGGCCUCGCCCUGCCGCUGCUCCUCCCGCGCCGUCAAGGAGUGGAGGAGGAAGCAGCAGGAGGAGGAGGGAGGAGGCGGGAAAUGCGGCCCGGAGCAGGAGGCGGUUUCGGUGGCGGCCAUGGAGGGCGCGCGGAGCCUCCACGCCGUCCGCGCCGCGCUCGAGGACCUCGAGGGCCAUCUCCACUUCCUCCACAAUGUUCAAUUACGUCAGGUCGCAGAACGAGAUGCCGCAAUUGCUAGGUUGCAGCAAAGUCGUAUUCUGCUUGCUACAAGAUUGGCUGAACACAGAUGGAAGAAGCAUGAAGUUAUUGAGGAGGCCUUAGCUUUUGUUGAUGAUGAGCUUGACAAGAGCCGAUUUGUCUCACCAGAAGAUGUCUGUGGGAAACACACACACGGCCAAUCAGUAGAGAACGAGUAUCCCAAUGAACGUGGUUCAAACUUGUUAGUGCGUGUUUUAUCCUGUACUUUGGCUAUAGCUAAGAAUUCUUUAAGAUUGGAGAGGAUUGGUGGCCCGCUCGGUAAUACCACAAUAUUUGUAGUAGGUAUGCUUGCAUUCUUGCAGCUGCAUCAGGUGGUCUUUAGUAAACAAGCAGUUCAAUGUAGGCAAGACAAUUCUUUUCAUUCUCAUAUGUCUAUAAAGAACACUAGAGAAAAGCAUCUGGAGGUAUUAUUAUCUAGAGGCUGAGGAAAUAAUCAUUGUUCGAUGUACAGGGAGUGUUGUUCUGUUCACAUUUUUUAAAGUUUUCUUAGGACACUAAUCAUUGCAUUCUCUUGGAUGGGCUGGUGUAUAACAUAUCUUAGUUAGGAAAUUGUACCAUAUGAUCUGUAAUGGUUUUAGAUUGGCGAUAUAUGAACAGAUUGGCGAUAUAUGAACAGAUUGGCAAUAUAUGAACUGGCAGUACAAGCUUGUUUCUUUUUCUACGGCUAAACCGCAAUCACCAUUUAUGGACA